AUGACCCGAAUAGGGGAUUCCCUAGGGGCUCCUAGAGCUCAAGUUCGUCAGAAUCCCUCACCUCCACCUCGAUCGGAAACCCCGGUCCGACAAGAGGAGAUGGCAGAUGAAACAGUAGAACAAGAAGACCAGGAAGUCGAACAAAUCCCUAGGGUGGCUCGAAGGCCUCCCGUUGUUUUAGUAAAUAGGAACCAGGAUCCUGACCAUAUGGUCAGGCAAAUUCGACAAGAGACAACAACUGGGGAGCAAAACCUAGAGGUUAUUGUCGAGCGAAUCAUAGUGAGAAAUGGAACAAACCCAGGCCUACAGAGGCCGACAUACUCUUCACCUUUACUAGAUUUUGUUUUACAAAUAGAAUUUCCAAAGGGGUGGAAGGUCCCAAAAUUCACUAAGUUCGCCGGAGAUACUGAAGAAUCUACCGUCGAACAUGUUGCCAGAUAUCAAAUCGAAGUUGGCGACAUAGUGAAUAAUGAGGAUUUGAAGUUGAAAUACUUUCCAAGUUCUCUUACAAAGAAUGCGUUCACUUGGUUUACGAUGCUGCCUCCACAAUCCGUCCAAGCGUGGACGCAGUUAGAGAGAUUGUUCCAUGAACAGUUUUACAUAGGACAGUCGAAAAUAAGUCUGAAAGAACUAAAUAACGUCAAACAAAAUAUCGUUGAGUCAUUUGAUCAGUACCUAAAUAGGUUUAGACUGUUGAAGACUAGAUGUUUUACUCAAGUCCUUGAGCACGAGUUAGUCGAGAUAGCCGCAUGCGAUUUAGAUUAUUCUAUCAUAAAGAAAUUGGAUACCCAAUAUCUGAGGGAUAUGGCACAAUUAGCUGACAUAGUUCGACACAUCGAACGCCUGAAAGCUGAAAAGACCAAAACUAGUCGAUACCAUAAGAAAGAAAAAAGUGUCAUAUAUCGCAGUUGA
This is a messenger RNA of Lathyrus oleraceus (garden pea), 912 nucleotides long. RefSeq lists its product as uncharacterized. The transcript has a single exon. Lineage: Eukaryota; Viridiplantae; Streptophyta; Magnoliopsida; Fabales; Fabaceae. Bases 1 to 912 code for a protein of 303 amino acids. The record is from RefSeq and is a predicted model, not a curated record.